Molecule: messenger RNA, 2800 nt
Organism: Musa acuminata AAA Group (dessert banana)
Lineage: Eukaryota; Viridiplantae; Streptophyta; Magnoliopsida; Zingiberales; Musaceae
Product: mitogen-activated protein kinase kinase kinase 5-like
Exons: 12
Coding region: 245-2476 (743 amino acids)
Biological process (GO): protein phosphorylation
Molecular function (GO): protein kinase activity; ATP binding
Source: RefSeq, a predicted model, not a curated record
GGAAACGGUUGACCUUUUGGUAAAUGCGUCCGGUUUUCCGUACGUUCCAAAGCCGCGUGGGGGCGACGCCAAAAGAAUUAUCGGGUGAGAGAGCGAGGAAUGUCGCCCCCUUUCCACCCAAUUCUAGGGUUCUCCAUGGGCGACGACGGCCUCGUGGAUCGAGGCGUAGGAUUUGGGGUUGGGCUCCGAUCCCUGCGCUGAGGGCGUCUCCCCCACCAUACCAUGUUCGACCCUUGCCCUCGCGAUGCCUUGGUGGAACCGGAAGAGCGCCGUCUCGCCCUCCUCUUCCUCUUCGUCCCCCUCGUCCGCCGCCUCCUCCCCCGGCGGCGGCGCAAUUGGCCGUAGCCGUGCGAGGGACCUCUACCUCCCGUGGAGCCGCCGCGUUGCCGUUUCUGCCGCCGGCCCCGUCUCCGCGGGCUCGACGCCGGUGUCGCGCUCGCCCAGCAAUCUUGACUGCAAUCCGAUCCGAUCGUCGUCGUCGCCGGUGCUUCUGCCGCAACCUCUUCCCUUGCCGGAGUUGGUGGCCGCAGCGGCGGCAGCCACAUCCCCUCGUCCGGAGUCCACGUCGGCACCGUCGUUGGGUACGGCGCUCUCGCCCACCAACUCUGUGUGCUGCCCGCUGCCUUCUCCCAGAGAUGCUUCAAGUAGAUGGGAGGACGAAGCUAAUCAUUCAGCUACGGAGUCUUCCUCCGUCGUGGAGCCGAUCAAUGACAGGGUUGCUUCAGCUGGUGUAGCAGGAAGUAGGUCGCCUUAUCAGAAUUCACACAGAAGUCCAGAGCUUAGUGAUAUAUCAUUGAAUGGAUCUACAUUUAGACGUAACAGAAGGAUGUUUCAAGGUCCAAAUUCUGUUGGAGCUGUUAACUUCAGGCUGAAUAUACCUGCCAAAAGUGCUCCAACUAGCGGGUUCUCAAGUCCUGUACGUAGUCCUUUAUGUAGCCCUCGGAGAUUGAGUAAUGUAGACUUUUCCACUUUUACUAUUGCAACUCCAGGGCUUCAAGUCUGGUCAGCUCCAGAGAUCCCAUCCACAGAAAUGGUGUCAGUUUUUUCUCCACAGACCUCACCUGAAAAAAUGGUUGGCAGUCCUGAUCUAUCACCACUCUACAGUCCAAAUACUAAAAGUCCUGUCUUAAGAUCCAGAAAUCCAAGUGGACCAUCGUCCCCAUUGCACACAAAGCUGUUUCCAGAGAACUCUGGUACAUGGCAUGAGAACAGUGGAAACAUUAGUGUUCAUCCACUUCCUUUGCCUCCAGGAGCUUCAUCUCCUUCGCAAUCAGGUUUUUCUCAUCAGAAUGCAGCAAAAGCUGAUGCAAUGCCAAUGACAAAUCAGUGGCAGAAGGGAAAGCUUAUUGGAAGUGGCACAUUUGGGAAUGUUUAUGAAGCCACCAAUAGACAAACUGGAGCUUUAUGUGCAAUGAAAGAAGUUAAUAUAAUUCCUGAUGAUGCCAAGUCAGCUGAAUGCAUAAAGCAGUUGGAACAGGAAAUAAAGUUUCUUAGCCAAUUUAAGCAUCCAAAUAUCGUGCAAUAUUAUGGGAGUGAAACAAUUGAUGAUCGGCUCUACAUAUAUCUCGAAUAUGUUCAUCCUGGUUCAAUUAAUAAAUAUGUACGCCAGCAUUGUGGAGCUAUGACAGAAUCAGUUGUCCGCAAUUUCACUCGUCAUAUUCUUAAAGGGCUGGCCUACUUGCAUGGAAAAAAAAUAAUGCACAGGGAUAUAAAGGGAGCAAAUUUGCUUGUUGACGUGCAUGGCGUUGUCAAGCUUGCUGACUUUGGUAUGGCAAAACAUUUAAAUGGGGCAGCUGGGGCUCUUUCAUUAAAGGGAUCACCAUAUUGGAUGGCUCCAGAGGUAGUGCAGGCUACAAUGAACAAGGAUAUUGGUUAUGAUUUUGCUGUUGACAUUUGGAGCUUGGGUUGUACCAUCAUUGAGAUGCUCACAGGAAAACAUCCUUGGAGUGGUUUAGAAGGCGCUGCAGCUAUGUUCAAAGUCUUGCAUAGAGACCCACCAAUACCUGAUUCAUUGUCCAAUGAGGGCAAGGACUUUCUGCGGUGUUGCUUUCGGAGGAAUCCUGCAGACAGGCCAACAGCCAACAUGUUGCUUGAACAUCAAUUCGUAAAGCACUCCCACCACUACAAUGUUCAUGGUUCUCUACAGGCAUUUGCAGGGAUUAAAAUUAUAGAUAAUAGUAUCAGUCCACGAGACAAAAGUAAAUCAAGAAGCGAAUCUUGUGUGAAAGGAAAACACCCAACUAAUGGGGAAUAUGGUCGCUCUCAUCCUGAAACUUCUGAGGCAGCAACCUGUCGCACUUCACUUCGUUCUGCACCUGAAAUUGCUUCUAGUUCAUCUGCUUACACAAAUUAUACUAUACUGAGUUCAGCUGGCUCUUCUGUGAAUGUUCUGAAUGGCGUGCAUUCGGCUGCUGGAAUUCUCCAGCCCUACGUGUUACCCAGGCCUCACGCGAAAGAAGCUGUGGAUCUCUCUUGAUAUGACUGCUGUGCAGGGUCAGGCCCAACUUGUUCUGAAAUCACAGCUCCUGUUUUUUCAAUCUGAGACUGAGAAGGUAUUUGCUUUUAACCACGAUGGUGCGGGGGCUUUGUAAAUGGUGGCCUGUGGAUCCUCCAAAUUAGCUUGGUCGAUGUAUGCAUCUUUUGCAGUCUGGAUGGAGAGCUGCCUGUUGUAUGCUACUUGUGUUGUGUUCAAUAGUGAAGCAAAAUUCAGGUGGACAAAGUUCCCAAUGUGAUUGUUUGAUAGCUAGUCUGUACCUCUCUAUACAGCAAUUGAAAGUAAGAGAUUGAAGGGUUAUAGUUA